Panonychus citri (citrus red mite) is the source of this 438-nucleotide messenger RNA. RefSeq names its product loricrin-like. NCBI's taxonomy places the organism in Eukaryota, Metazoa, Arthropoda, Arachnida, Trombidiformes, Tetranychidae. The record is from RefSeq and is a predicted model, not a curated record. Bases 1 to 438 code for a protein of 145 amino acids. The transcript has a single exon.
AUGGAGCAACUUGUUGAUUUGUGUCUCAGCAAUGGGAUAAUUAAGGCUCCUGGUGGAGGAGAUUCCGGAGGUUCAUCUGUUGUUGGUGUUAUUACUGCCACCGGAGGUAAAGGAGGUACUGGUGGUGGUGGAGGUCGUGGUUGUGGUGGUGUUGGUGUUGGUGAAUCCAUCGGUGUUGGUGGUGGUGGUGGUGGUGGUGGUUGUGUUGAUGGUGGAAGGAAAAAUUUAUACUCUCUCAAAGUGACCAGUAAACCUUUGAAAGAACCCAUGGCCUCUUAUCUUAAUAAUCGAGGGUACAAAGUUUGGAAUCUCUCCGAGGAACCGAUAAUCGUUCAAUCAACACCAAGUUAUCAUAAUAAAAAAAUUUCUCCCUCACUUCGUUCACGUAAUUAUUUAGGAAAAUUGAUUGAAGAAACGGUUACCGAUCAAUUGGAUUGA